Xylaria bambusicola is the source of this 1368-nucleotide messenger RNA. RefSeq lists its product as uncharacterized. Lineage: Eukaryota; Fungi; Ascomycota; Sordariomycetes; Xylariales; Xylariaceae. The transcript is spliced from 2 exons. Bases 189 to 968 code for a protein of 259 amino acids. The record is from RefSeq and is a predicted model, not a curated record. Gene Ontology annotation, cellular component: cytoplasm; mitochondrion.
GCCGUUUGCACCCCUCACAGUAGGUACCGCAUGUAGGGUUCCUCUGGAAAUACAUGCUUAGAUAACGUUAUCAGAUCGAUACUAUUGCAUCCUGGACCCUUAGGCUUUAUUCGAACGGUGAUAUCCCGCAGCCUCGCUUUCUUGUGGACCACGCCGCGCAGUAGAGUCAAGUCCGGUGACUCACGACCAUGCCAUGGUCGUCCUCUAGCUCGAGCCAGGCGUCCGGUUCAAGCAAAGAGAAUACCUCCUCAAGACAGCCUGUCUCAUGGGCUGACAGCCUCAACAGCACAGACUGGGAGCACUAUAAGAGCCCCAGCAACUGGAUCCCAACACUACUAGUAACAACAACCGUCGUAGCGUCGCUGCAAAUCUACCGCUCCUACCUACGCCGCAUACCGGGGGCUGUCUACGUUCAGCCGAGUUUCUUUCGAAGAAGGAGCUUGUUCGGCAAGGUCACAAGCGUUGGGGAUGGUGACAACUUUCACCUCUUUCACACUCCGGGCGGCCGAUUAGCUGGCUGGGGAUGGUUACGCAAGGUUCCUACUAAGAGAUCUGCACUCAAAAGCAGGACGAUCCCUAUCCGUCUCGCUGGUAUCGACGCACCAGAAGGUAGCCAUUUCGGCAAACCUGCCCAACCUUUCUCGACAGAUGCCCUAGCAUGGCUGACCAACUACAUACUCGGAAAAAGAGUAUAUGCCAAGAUCUAUAGACGAGACCAAUACGACCGCAUCGUGGCUACUGUGUACACAAGACGAUUUUUUUUUCGUAGGGAUGUCGGUCUGGAGAUGCUUAAAAGUGGCCUUGCCACAACAUAUGAAGCAAAGACGGGGGCUGAGUUCGGCGGUCUGGAAGAGAAGUACAAAGCUGCCGAAGCUGGGGCGAAGGCAAAGAAACUCGGAAUAUGGAGCGGAAAACCGGAACGUUUCGAAAGCCCUCGUGAAUACAAGAGCAGGAUGAAUACUCCGUAAGAGUAGUUAAAUGAAUCAAAACCAUGAGUGUUUGUAUCGCAGUUAUAUCCCUAUUUUACCAGGGCGAGAUGUUGUAGGGAGUUAUUGGAACGCGGUGGGAUUCUGAAGCUUCGCCGACAAGGAACGAUAACAUAAACCAAAUAACCAUACGCAUUGUCAUGGGCUCUUGUUGCCAUAAUGAUAUGUGGCAUCGGUAAAGUAAUCACAACACGCCACAGCUACGUACCACACCUGAUUUGGAUAAUGCAUAAAAUCUAGGCAAUGUUGGGGAACAACAAGAAAAUAUAGCCAUAUCAAUGUCUAACCUGAGGUGCCUACCUACACAUGUAUGUAUUGUCAAUUGUGAUGAUACUACCACCUAUUCCAUAGAUUUCACAAAUAUCGAGCAGGCUCGGAGACU